AUGACUUUUGAUCAUUUUUUACUGCCUCCGGAAAAUAUUCGUUGGUUUUUUCGACCCAUUGGAGUAGAUACAAUGAAGUACGAACCUUUCAGGGGAUAUGAUUCCAUCCGAUUGGAAACGAAAUUUCGUGAAUCCGUGACCCAGCCAUUUUCUAGUGAAAGCUUGGCCGAAUCAGUUGUAGUUCGGGACGGGUUAUUUGAAGCAAACAUCAAGGAAGGAAACUGCCUGCCUAUUUACUGGGACAGUGAACGCAUGACAGUUACUUCUGACAGCAGCAAAAUUGAUGCUAUUUACCGAAAUUUCGGUGCAAUUGAAAAGGUCAACCAAGUUAGUUCCGCAAAUAAAAAAGUUGCAAGUAAAAUAUUUUUCGUUGAUAACGGUAUAGUUAUGCAUUCUCUUCAGGCGGAUAAGGUUUUUGUUCGUUUCAUGGACGACGGGAAGGUUUAUCUGGAUGAAAGUGCAACUCUACACUAUUUCCGCUCGAAAUUCACCAUGGAAAAAGGAAUACAACUUUCCCGAGGUUACAAAGAAAUUGCUAAUAUUGAAGACCGGGCACUUGAUAUUUCACAUCUGGUAUUCGUUGUACACGGCAUUGGACAGACCUUUGGAAGUAUAAAGAACGACAACUGGAACAUUGCCCUAGAUAUUCUUUACUACACCAGCCCAAUGCACAGAAUGGAAAUAAUGAGGGCAUUUUAUCACGAAGUUAUCCGUCUCUACAGCAUGUUCUGCUCCCGCAAUCCCUAUUUUGAAGAAAGUGGAGGGAAGGUUUCGAUUUUGGCACACUCACUUGGGGCAGUUGUUGCAUUUGAUGUCCUUACUGGUUCGACACCAUCAUCCUCAACAACAACGUAUUUUCAAUCAAUUACUGUACGUUUCAUGAGACCCCGCAUCUUCUACUAG
Messenger RNA from Dibothriocephalus latus, 903 nucleotides. NCBI's taxonomy places the organism in Eukaryota, Metazoa, Platyhelminthes, Cestoda, Diphyllobothriidea, Diphyllobothriidae. The record is from the annotation of a GenBank genome assembly.